Messenger RNA from Hydra vulgaris (swiftwater hydra), 859 nucleotides. NCBI's taxonomy places the organism in Eukaryota, Metazoa, Cnidaria, Hydrozoa, Anthoathecata, Hydridae. The record is from RefSeq and is a predicted model, not a curated record.
AAAGCAAUGGAAAUCACAAUGAAAAACAUUGAAAUACUAAUAUCAAAUAAAUUAGAUGAACAUAGGAAAAGUAUUUUAAAGGAAACAGAAAAGCUACUCAAGGAACAAGAGAAAACUUUUACUUUAAUUGUAAGUGGCAACCUUAAAAUCAUAUCAGAUAAACUUAACGUGAUGGAGAAAGAAAUUUUAGAAAACAAAUCAAAAAUUAAAAAUAUAGAAAAGGAUCUUAACGACGUUAAAGAUAGUCUAAAUUUCCUAGAAGAAAAAACUUUAGAAAAACUUAAAAAAAUUAAAAAAUACUUCGACAAUGAAAUCAACGUAUUGUAUACAAGAACAACAGAUUUGGAAAAUCGAUCACGUCGAAAUAAUCUCAGAAUAGAUGGACUAGUAGAAAAACCAGGAGAAAGAUGGAGCGAGUGUAAAAUUGCAGUGAAAGAAAUCUUUAAUAAAAAUCUUAAAAUAUCAAGCGAAGUGGUUAUUGAAAGAGCCCAUCGAAUUGGCCCAAUUAAUAAUAAAAAACCUAGAACAAUAGUAUUAAAACUCUUAAAUUUCCAGGAUAAAAACAAAAUCCUGAAUGCUGUAAAAAAUCUUAAAGGAACUGGUGUGUAUAUUAACGAGGACUUUUCGCAAGAAACGAUUGAACAACGAAGGAAACUUUGGGAAGAGGUGAAACGACUUCGAAGUGAAGCAUAAUGAAUAACGAAACAAUAGAUUUUGAAACGCUGCACUUUAAUGUCUUCGAAACGGCAAAUAAUGUUAUACUCAACGAUUUGAAUGACGCAGAUGCGCAGAUUUUUCGCGGAAUAAAUUUUGGUUCUCAAUAUUUUGAAACAGAAACUUUUAAAAUUGAACUUACAAC